Polypterus senegalus (gray bichir) is the source of this 2373-nucleotide messenger RNA. RefSeq names its product cytosolic non-specific dipeptidase-like. Gene Ontology annotation, molecular function: metallodipeptidase activity. Gene Ontology annotation, cellular component: cytosol. The record is from RefSeq and is a predicted model, not a curated record. Lineage: Eukaryota; Metazoa; Chordata; Cladistia; Polypteriformes; Polypteridae. The transcript has 12 exons. Gene Ontology annotation, biological process: proteolysis. Bases 49 to 1650 code for a protein of 533 amino acids.
CGAUAGGCUCCUCCUCCCAAAUGGCCUAGAAAAAUGGAAAGCUAAGCAAUGUUUAACUUUUUUAAAGCGCGCAGAUUUUCCUCUCUUGGGUCUCUCCUGUGCGCGAGCCCGCGAACUCCCCCCUCGACUUCGAGUCACGUGCACCGUCUGGGGCGCACGUUCGGACUCCCACAUCUCCGGCUGCACGCGGCAGGGUUUCUGUCCAGCAGCAUAACAAGAGGAACAAUGUCUGCCCUCUCAACCCUUUUCAAGUAUAUUGAUGAACAUCAAGACGUAUAUGUGGAGCGGCUUGCAGAAUGGGUUGCAGUACAGAGUGUGUCUGCUUGGCCAGAGAAGAGGGGUGAAAUCAAACGGAUGAUGGAGAUUGCCGCAAAGGAGGUCGAACGACUUGGUGGUACAGUGGAGCUUGUCGAUAUUGGGAAGCAACAGCUCCCUGAUGGCACAGAGAUUCCUCUGCCACCUAUAAUCCUUGGUCAGCUUGGUUCUGAUCCUAAAAAGAAGACCGUAUGCAUCUAUGGCCAUUUGGAUGUGCAGCCAGCCAACAUUGAUGAUGGUUGGGAUUCUGAGCCUUUCACUUUGGUGGAAAGAGAUGGGAAGUUGUAUGGAAGAGGAUCAACAGAUGACAAAGGCCCAGUCCUUGCUUGGUUUAACUGCAUAGAGGCUUAUCAAAAAACAGGAAAGGAAUUGCCCAUCAAUGUCAAGUUCUGCUUAGAGGGAAUGGAAGAAUCCGGCUCAGAGGGGCUUGACAGUCUUGUCUUUGCCCGCAAGGACACCUUUUUCAAAGGCGUCGACUUUGUCUGCAUAUCUGAUAAUUACUGGCUUGGAAAAAGCAAACCCUGCAUCACAUAUGGACUCCGAGGGAUCUGCUAUUUCUUUUUGGAGGUGGACUGCUGCGACAAGGAUCUUCAUUCGGGUGUGUUUGGUGGAUCGGUACAUGAAGCGAUGACUGACCUUAUUGCACUUAUGGACUCACUUCUGGAUAAGAAAGGCAAAAUUCUUGUUCCUGGAAUUUAUGAAUCUGUGGCCCCGCUGACUGACGAAGAGAAGAAACUUUAUGAGAAAAUUGACUUCGACUUGGAAGAAUACUGCAAAGAUAUUGGCACAUGUAAACUCCUGCAUGAAACAAAGGAGCAAAUUCUAAUGCAUCGCUGGAGGUACCCAUCUCUGUCACUGCAUGGCAUUGAGGGCGCUUUCUCUGCUUCAGGGGCUAAAACGGUUAUACCAAGGAAAGUGAUUGGGAAAUUCUCUAUUCGCCUUGUGCCAGACAUGGACCCUAAGGAAGUGGAGAAACUGGUAACCACACAUUUAACCAAAAAAUUUGCAGAAAGGGACAGUCCUAACAAAUUAAAGGUAACUGUCGGACAUGGAGCCAAGGCCUGGGUGUCUGAUUUCAAUCAUCCUCACUACAUGGCCGGCAGGAAAGCCAUGAAAACAGUGUUUGGUGUGGAGCCUGACCUCACAAGAGAAGGAGGAAGCAUUCCCAUUACCCUGACUUUCCAGGAAGCCACUGGCCGUAAUGUCAUGUUACUGCCAGUGGGGGCAGCUGAUGAUGGCGCACACUCUCAAAAUGAGAAGCUCAACAGAUCAAACUACAUACAGGGAACCAAGCUGCUGGGGGCCUACUUUCAUGAAGUAUCUCUUUUAGACUGAUCGUUCUGCGAAGACAUUCAGCACAGUAUUGCAUGCAGCCUGACUGAUUCCUUUUAACGAUUGACACGUUGUCUUUCUGCCAAAUAAUCGUGCAAAUUUGAAACAUGUAUUUGUAGCCACGCCAAAGUAAACGUACUGUUACGAUCUGUGUUCUGGAAAGGAUAGCGCACAGUGCUGGGGGAGAGCUAGUGGAUACAACCUGAGUCUUAUUUGAGAAAAAAUGACCAGUUUAACUGUGAUAAAAUCCUUAAUGACAAACUGCACUUAACUGCUCGACCCUCUACCUGGCACUUCUACCUUGUUUGGUGUUUUAUAGUUCAAAUAAAUCCCAAACACAUACUCUAUAAAGUUUAAUAAGAUGAUCAUUAAUCUCUCACGUUGGCCAAUACAUUUUCGUAAUAUAAAUAAGUUGUUGGGUUCUCUCUCUAGGGCCACAGAGGUAUUUGUGAAAAUUAUGUCAGAUAUGUGGUACAGAGCUUUGUUUUUAUUCCAAAUGGUUUUCAGAAAGGUCUGUGUAUAUUAAUAUAUUUUACUCCGCUUAUUACACCUUGAAACAUAAUGUAUUAAAAACAAGAGGAACAAAGUUGUAUUACCGUCUCUCUGAAUACGGGUGUCUGCGUACGUACUUGAAUAUACCUCACGGUAUUCAGCCUACCUUGUAAUCUGUAUAAUGGGAAUCGACUGCUGCACUGGAAAUAAACUGUAAGUGCUUCUUCAAAAAGA